Molecule: messenger RNA, 1158 nt
Organism: Penicillium argentinense
Lineage: Eukaryota; Fungi; Ascomycota; Eurotiomycetes; Eurotiales; Aspergillaceae
Exons: 8
Coding region: 1-1158 (385 amino acids)
Biological process (GO): osmosensory signaling pathway; cellular response to oxidative stress; stress-activated MAPK cascade
Cellular component (GO): nucleus; cytoplasm
Molecular function (GO): MAP kinase activity; ATP binding
Source: RefSeq, a predicted model, not a curated record
AUGUCGAAUACCAUAGGCCGCUCGACGCCAACCCCUGGCCAGGAAAUUUCCCUGUUCACAAAGCAUACCAUUAUGGGGUCUCUAUUCGAAAUCACCGAAAGAUACUCCGAGUUGCUCCCUGUGGGAAUGGGCAUUUCGGGCCUCGUUUGCUCGGCAAAGGACAAUAUCUGUAACCAGACGGUUGCCGUCAAGAAAUUGUCCGAACCGUUCAAAACGGACUACCUUGCCAAACAUAUGUAUCGCGAGGUCAAGCUUCUGAAACAAUUGCAGCACGAGAAUCUUAUCCACCUGAAAGAUGUAUUCAUCUCGCCGUCAGAGGAUAUAUACCUCGUCACAGACCUCAUGGCAACAGACCUCCACACGCUUCUCAAAACGAAGAAAGUGGAUGAGCAAUUCACCCAAUAUUUCAUGUACCAAAUUCUGCGCGGCCUCAAAUACGUCCACUCGGCUGGUGUCGUCCACCGCGACCUCAAACCGAGCAAUAUUCUAAUCAACGAAAAUUGCGAUCUGAAAAUAUGCGACUUCGGCCUCGCCCGUGUCCAAGAUCCACAAAUGACUGGCUACGUCUCGACACGAUACUACCGCGCCCCCGAAAUUAUGCUCACAUGGCGACGGUAUAACGAGAAAGUCGAUAUAUGGAGCGCGGGCUGUAUAUUCGCAGAAAUGAUUCUCGGCCAUCCGAUCUUCCCGGGAAAGAAUCAUAUCAAUCAAUUUAUGGUGAUUACGCAGACACUCGGAAGUCCGCCGGAGAACGUUAUCAAUAGUAUCACCAGUGAGACUACUCUCCACUUCCUCCAAUCCCUCCCCAAGAAACCGCGACAACCACUAUCGAACAUAAUGCCCAUGGCAACCAGCAAAGCAAUAACCCUCCUCGACAAAAUGCUCCAACUAGACCCAGAAGAACGAAUAACAGCAGCCGAAUGCCUCCUCUCGCAAUACCUAGCUCCCUACCACGAUCCCGACGACGAGCCCAUCGCAACAGAACGCUGUGACUGGGAAUUCCUCGAGGCAGAUCUUCCUGCCGACAUGUGGAAGAUGAUCAUGUACUCGGAGGUUCUCACUUUUCAUGAGAGAGGCUGCUCGAGCGGAGACUCGCCUGUGGCGGCGAAGCUUAUGCCGCAGUUGAGUCAGUUUGGGGUUGAAAUGGAUCUUGGGUAG